AUGACGUCUGAGGGUUGGACAGUUCUUCACGCUGCUGUUGAUGGAGCUGAACCAGAUAUUGUAAAAUAUUUAGUUGAACAGUGUAAGGAAGAAAAAAACCCUGAAGGACAGACAGUUCUGCGUUUUGCUGCUGAAAAAGGUGAACUUGACAUGGUGAAAUAUUUAGUUGAAAAUGGUGCUGAUGUGAAUGGCAAAGAUAAUGACGGGUGGACAGCCCUACACUCUGGUAGUGAAAGAGGUAAGCUGGACAUCGUAAACUAUUUGGUCGAAAAAGGGGCUGGUGUAAAUGACCGAACUACUAACGGGUGGUCAGUUCUGCACUCUGCUGUUGAUGGAGGCGCACUUGACAUUGUGAAACACUUAAUCGAACGUAGUGCUGAUGUCAACAGCAAUACGUGUGAUAAAAGGGCAGCUUUACAUAUCGCUGUUGAAAAAGGUGAACUUGAACUUGUAAAAUAUUUCUCGAACAUGGUGCUGAUUUAGACGCUAGGAAUAUUCAUGGGCAGACAGUUUUGCACACUGCUAUUGCAAGUAGCGUACUUGUCACUCUAAAGC
Messenger RNA from Dendronephthya gigantea, 555 nucleotides. RefSeq names its product putative ankyrin repeat protein RF_0381. The record is from RefSeq and is a predicted model, not a curated record. Lineage: Eukaryota; Metazoa; Cnidaria; Anthozoa; Malacalcyonacea; Nephtheidae. Gene Ontology annotation, molecular function: protein binding. The coding region runs from base 1 to 483 and encodes 160 amino acids. The transcript is spliced from 2 exons.